Molecule: messenger RNA, 3069 nt
Organism: Closterium sp. NIES-67
Lineage: Eukaryota; Viridiplantae; Streptophyta; Zygnematophyceae; Desmidiales; Closteriaceae
Source: the annotation of a GenBank genome assembly
CUCGAGAUUGCCUUCUCACGCUGCCUGAAUCCUUUCUGACCAGCCAUCGGCUCUUCAGGUUCUGCCUUGGCUUCCCCCAGCCUGAACUGGUAGUUCCGUCAGCUUUGUCUGAAGGAAUGCCAGUUUCUCAAUAACCACAAGUCGAUCGUUCUCAGCGCGUAGAAAGCGGUGGACGAUGAAAGUUGCAGUGGUUGGAUCUGGCGUCGCCGGCCUCGCAGCAGCAUGGCGGUUGAGCCAGCAGGGAGUGCAGGUGACGGUGUUGGAAAAGGACUCGCACGUUGGCGGCCAUGCUUUCACGUAUCGCACGGAUGACGGCGUUGACGUGGACCUCGGUUUCAUGGUCUUCAAUGCGGUGACAUACCCCAACAUGAUAUCGUUUUUCGAGGAGCUAGAGGUCGCAAUAGAGCCGUCCGACAUGUCCUUCUCUGUGUCCGUGCCGCGCUGCGAGUGGGGCAGCAACGGCCUCGCGGGCCUAUUCGCUUCCAAGCGCAACGUUUUGAGACCCUCCUUCUGGCGAAUGCUGCGAGAGAUGACUCUGUUUCACCAGGACGUUCUCAGCUAUCUCGCCAAGGUGGAAGCCUCUGGCGUGCUGGAGAGGCAUUCGGGUGCACUCAACGUGACCAACGGAUCAGCAGCAGCAGGCAGCAGUGCGCUGCUGACAGAGACCUUGGGGCAGUUCCUCCAGGCCCGGGGCUACUCCUCCAUGUUCUGCGACUGCUACCUGCUCCCAGUGUGUGCGUCCAUCUGGUCAUCUGGCGUGGAUGGAGCCAGGGGUUUCAACGCCUACUCCGUGCUCUCCUUCCUCAAGAACCACCACAUGCUGCAGCUUCUGGGCAGGCCGCAAUGGCUGACGGUCUCAGGCAGAUCGCAGAUGUAUGUGAAGAAGGUGAUGGCGGCAGUGACAGCACGGGGGGGGAUGUUCCGCACUGACACCGAGGUGACAGCAGUGCACACCUUGGCCGAGGGAGGAGUGGAGGUGCGCUUGAGCAACGGCACAUCAGAGCAGUACGACCACGUGGUGAUGGCGGUGCAUGGUGAUGCCGUGCUGCCGCUGCUGGGGGAAGGGGCCACACAGGAGGAACAAAACAUAUUCUCCGCUUUCAGAUACGCCACCAGCAACAUCUUCCUGCAUCGCGACAAGUCUCUCAUGCCCACUAGAACAGCAGCCUGGAGCGCAUGGAACUUUAGAGGAGUAGACGCAAGCGGAGGGGUGUGCGUGACGUACUGGCUCAACACACUACAGAACCUGGGGGACACAGGCGACCCCAUCCUGGUGACGCUCAAUCCGCUGUCCGAGAUCAAAGGCGCAGUGCAUCACAAGUGGGCCACCUCGCACCCGCUCCCCACCACUGCUGCCACGGCUGCUGCCAGACUGCUCCCUGGCAUCCAAGGGAAGAGGGGAUUGUUCUUCUGCGGGGCAUAUCUCGGCUAUGGCUUCCAUGAAGAUGGGUUUAAGGCUGGUCUGACUGCAGCCAACGCCCUCCUGGGUGCCAGCAGCAGCAGCUCGGCCCUGCAGCCCAACGCGCCCCAGAUGCUCUUCCCGCUGCACCACCAGGCCGCCAAGGCUGCGGUGCUCUCCUUCCUGCGCCCCUUCAUCCAGCUCGGCUCCGUGCAGCUGUUGGAGCGAGGGGGCACGGUGUACCGGUUUGGAGGACAAGGUCCGAAGCUGGACUGCCAGAUGACGGUGCACUCGCCUGCCUUUUACUGGAAGGUUGCCACACGUGCUGACCUGGGAUUGGCCGAUGCCUUCGUGGAUGGCGACAUCUCCUUCCCUCAGGGCUCAAGAGGGCUGCUCAAAUUCCUCGAGAUCAUGAUUGCCAAUCGGGAUCGCACCAAGCAGCCCGGCCAGCGACCCUCAAAGAAGAAGGGGUGGUGGAGCCCUGCUCUGCUGACGGCAGUGGUGGGGUCGGCAGCUCUGUAUGCGAGACACCUGCUGCGAUUCAACAACCUCACCAACGCACGGAGGAAUAUUUCCAACCACUAUGACCUGAGCAACGACAUGUUCCAGACCUUCCUGGAUGAAACCAUGACCUACUCCUGUGCCAUCUUCCAACGCCCUGAGGAGCCUCUGGUGGACGCCCAGCUGCGCAAGCUGAGGCGCCUCAUUGCCAAGGCGCGCAUAGACUCGUCUCACCAUGUCCUCGAGAUCGGGUUCGGGUGGGGCAGCCUGGCUCUGGAGACGGUCAGCCUGACGGGGUGCCGCUACACAGGCAUCACCCUCUCGUCGCAACAAUUGGCACUGGCGACAGAGAGAGUCAAGGCGGCAGGGCUCCAGGAUCGAAUCAACUUCAUCCUCUGUGACUACCGAAAGCUGCUAGGCACGGGGAGGUUCGACCGCAUCCUGUCAUGUGAGAUGCUGGAGGCAGUGGGCCACGAGUACCUGGGCGACUUCUUCCACCACUGCGACCGCCUGCUGGCGAUGGACGGGCUCCUGGUUGUUCAGGUGAUCACCACCCCUGAGAGCCGCUACGAGGAGUACCGCCUGUCCUCUGACUUCAUCAAGGAAUACAUCUUCCCCGGCUGCUGCGUGCCCUCCUUUGCUGCCCUCACCGACGCCAUGGCCAAGAACUCCGCCUUCAGUGUGGAGGAGAUGGAGAACAUCGGGCCGCACUACGCGACCACACUCAUGAGAUGGCACGACAAAUUCUUGACGCACAGCCACGACAUCAUGGAAAUGGGCUUUGGGCCCAAGUUCCUCCGCACGUGGCAGUACUACUUCGUCUACUGCGCUGUCGGCUUCCAAACGCGCACGCUCGGAGAUAUUCAGGUGGUUUACUCCCGCCCUAGCAACGUUACUCUGGAUCUAGUACCAUACACCAAGACAGAGUAGGGCCUACUGGUGGGGUGGGGAGGAUGGGCUAAUUCUCCUUGUAGCUUUUCGGCCGAGUGCAUCCAGCAGACAUAACCACAGCUUGACCUCACACCAUGUACCAGCAGGAGACAGAACACCGUACCACAGUACCACAUAUAGCCACCAUAUAUGUACAAUUCCUUGCCUGGUCUGAGGGUCCAUUCUUUGCCCCAUAAGUGACUUUGUGUACGAUAUACUAGUAUAGAUUAAUCCAUUUU